This is a messenger RNA of Auxenochlorella protothecoides, 819 nucleotides long. RefSeq lists its product as hypothetical. The record is from RefSeq and is a predicted model, not a curated record. The coding region runs from base 1 to 819 and encodes 272 amino acids. The transcript is spliced from 5 exons. NCBI's taxonomy places the organism in Eukaryota, Viridiplantae, Chlorophyta, Trebouxiophyceae, Chlorellales, Chlorellaceae.
AUGCAGCUGCCCUGCCACCUGGCCAAUGCCUGGGGGGCGCUGCUGGGGAGGAGGCUGAGUCAGCGCGGGGUGCUGGUCUUCUGCCUGGACUACCGCAACUUCCCGCAGGGCACGGCCCUGGACAUGCUGCAGGACGUCAACACGGGCAUCUCCUGGGUGAUCAACAACGUGGCGCUGUACGGCGGCGACCCGACCAACCUCUUUGUCGUCGGCCAGUCGGCAGGCGGCCACCUGGGCAGCCUGGCCCUGCUGGCGCAGGCCCGGCACGCUGCGCGCGCUGACCUGGCGGCAGAGGGCGCUGGGGAUCAAGUGGAGAUUGGGGGCACCCCGCGCUGGGACGUGGACCGGGUGAAGGGCUUCGUGGGCGUGUCUGGCGCCUACGACCUGGAGGCCCUGGCGGCGCACCUGGACGGGCGGGGUCUCAACCGCGACAUGUUUGGCAGCAUCAUGUCGCUGCACGGCACGCCCGCGCUGCGCGCGCUGUCGCCCACGCACGUCGCAGCGGGGCUGGCGCCCGGGGUCGCGUGCCACUUACCCCCCGUCCUCCUCCUGCACGGCACCGCCGACCGCUCCGUGCCCGUGGACAACGCGCUGGGCUACGCGGCGGCGCUGGAAAGCGCAGGCGCGCGUGUGCGCCUGAAGCUGUACCGCGGCAAGACACACACACAGCCGAUCGUGGAGGACCCCAUGCGCGGCGGCCGCGACGAGCUCAUGGACGACGUGCUGGAGCUGGUGACGGGCAAGGCACAGACCAGCCGCCAGUUUCCCAUGCUGCCCAGCUUCCUCAUAGACCUGGCGACCGCGGUGUGCCCCUUUUGA